AUGAGCCGUGGUGCUUUUAUUGAUGAUGAAUGUGAAGAAGAUUUGGAAGAAAUGGAAAUAGAUGAAGAAGAGGAAGAAGGUAAUGAUGACGCUGAUUUUAGCUUUCGAGAUGUUAGGGCAUCAUUACCUCAACGAAAUCGUCAACAACCUUCUCAAAAUAAUAUUUUAAUACCUCCUGGACAGCGUGGGGCAGAUCAUAUUGAAAUGUUUCAAUUUAUAGAGCAAGGAGUUAAUUAUAGUGCAAAAAUUGUUGAUUUAUUAUCAAAAAGUAAAAAUAUUGAACAAUUAAAAAGAAUGGAAACACUUAUUGGAAGACUUUCAAAUUUUGAUAAAGAUAUGGAUAUCGACAGACGGGCAAUUGAUGAGACAAACCGGCAAUUUUCUAAAGACAAUUCUGACAAGAAGAUUUUAAAUGCACAGUUUAAGAAAAUUAGAAAAUCUCUUCAAUUAGAAAAUCCUGGAAGAAAUCAACAAGAAAUUGAACAAAUUAGUUCUCGUUUAACAAAUUAUAUAAAAAUAAUUCAACAACCAGAACAUCAAAAUACUCAAGAAAAUAAUGAUAUAGGUGAAGAAAGUGGAGAAGACGAGGAAGAUGAUAUGGAAAUGCUUGAUGUUUAUUUAACUGAUAAGGAUCCACUUACUAAAAAACCUAUUCGAGAACCUGUUAAGAAUCCGAUUUGUGGACAUGUUUACGACCGUGAAUCGGUGGAAGAACAUAUUAAAUUUCAAAAGAGCCGUCGUCAACUUUACCAAUGUCCAGUCCAAAGAUGUACAAACAUGCAAUUAUUAAAGAUGGAGCAGUUAAUGCCUUUUCCUGAAUUCUUUCAACUUGUACGCCGUGCUCGUAGUCGUUCACGUGCACGCAGCCGAUCUCGAGGAGCUAAUUUAUCGCGUCAAUCAUGUUCUAAUUCAAAUAUUGAGGAUGAUGAAGUUAUUGCGAAAUCUCCGUAAAAUUGUUUAAAAUCAUUUUAUCGAAUAAAAACUUAAAUAUACAAAACAUUUAGGAGUUGUUUUAUGGUACUAUGCGUUUAUAUGCCCACACGUCCGCAAAUGUUUGUCCGCACAUUUUUCCUUUUCCUUCUCCUUUCUCCUCUCACAAGGAUUAGAAAUGGUCAAGUAUUAAUAUACCCUAUUUUCUUUGUCUUCUCCUUCUUUUCUCCUCUCAUUUAGAUUAAAAUGGUCAAGUAAUGAUAGAGGUAAGAAUUUGGCACUCUUCACUUAUAUACAUAUGCCCUUUUUUCUCCAGGUCGAAAUAUUAUGGUGUCAUUCGAAACAGCUCGGAAAGCUUAGUCAAACUAGUUGUGCUCGAAGAAGGUCCGGUUUGGUGUGAAAAUCGAAAAUGCAAGCGAUAGCUCAUUUUAUUAAACUCGUCGAGCUCUGUCGAUAACACCAAAAUCAGAU
Molecule: messenger RNA, 1401 nt
Organism: Meloidogyne enterolobii
Lineage: Eukaryota; Metazoa; Nematoda; Chromadorea; Rhabditida; Meloidogynidae
Source: the annotation of a GenBank genome assembly